GGGGAAUUCCUCAUCUCUGUUUAUAAAAGGUUUGACUCCAUGCAUCGUUUUCUAAAUAACCUUGGACGCUGUCUUACCUGGUAAUACUUCUUCAUUACCUGUGAGGAUCUUGGCAGUUCUCGAAUGACCUUAGUUGUCUUACCUUAAGAUGUUUUACCUUCACUUGUGAGCACAGGAAGAACAAAAUGGACUUCUGAAUAUCAACUAGCAUCUUGAAGUGUACUUUGGUCUAUAAUCCACAACUCAGGUUAUGGCAUCAACAAGUCUGUUGAUAUCAAGAUUGCAUAAUCUUGUCAGAUAUGGCCAGUGGACUCAGAACGAUGCUGUGGAUUUGUUCACUGCCCUCGUGAAGGAAUACAGUGUCAGGAGAGUAAAGACUGAUUUCUACACAUGGAUGGCAAAAAUACUUUACCAAGUGGAAAUUCACAAGAUCAGCAAGUCAGAUUUGAAGAUUGAACCAAGCCAGAAUGUGGAUGGCAUUGAAGUUAGAAUUAAUGCUCUCGCUAGCAAAACAAAGGAGAAAAGCCUUAAACAAAUCCUUGAUGAAAUUCGAGCAGAAGGAAACACUGAUCAGAGUAUUUUAUGUCAAGUUGAAAACAUUGUGUCGUACGUGUCCUCAUCACCACCAUGUCCUGUUUCAAACAACCCGUCAGAUUUAAAGGAGAAGUUAGUGAUGCUAUGUAAAGCAGUAAACGAUACUAAAAGAUGGAAACCAAGGCUGACUCAGAUGGUGAGCUGGUGCAUCAUGGCUCUUUCUGAUUCCAGCCAGUUAAUCCAGGUUGGCACAGGAGAAGGAAAGUCAUGUAUAGUAGCCAUGUUUGCUGCAUAUCUUGCCUUGAAUGGACAAAAUGUUGACAUUAUCUCAAGUUCCCCUGUGCUUGCAGAGAGAGAUGCUAAGGAAUGGUGUUCAUUUUAUGAAAGACUGGGACUCACUGUAGAUUUCAAUACAAAUAAAUUAAAAGUUCAAGACUUGAGAAAGUGUUAUGCAUGUCAAGUGGUCUACGGCACAACUCAGGAUUUUGCAGGAGACUGGUUAAGACAGAGGUUCCAAAGAGAAAAUGUGAGACCUGGAAGAAAGUUUCAAAGUGUCAUAGUAGAUGAGGUGGACUCGCUCAUGUUGGACAAAGGUCUAGAGAUUGUAUACUUAAACAGCGAGAUGCCUGUCAUGGAGUCUUUAAAUGUAAUUUUAGCUAAGAUUUGGUUUGUUGUCAACCAGAAUGAAGGUCUGAAUGUAGAGAAGACACUAGAUCUCAUUCGCUCCUCACUAAUGGAAGACGAUUCAGACUUACUGCCAUCAUACAGAUAUUCAGAUAUCUUCACAGAUACAUUAAAGCUGGAGUGCAGUGAAAGCCACAUCCCAGGUUUUCUAGAGCACAUAAAUGGGAGGCUAAAAAUAUGGAUUGAAAAUGCAUUUCUUGCCAAAAAGAUGAUUUUAGGGCAUGAAUACAUUCUGCAUGAGGGUGGUGUCAUUCCUGUAGAUUACAGAUCUACAGGAGUUGUGCAAAAUAACAUGAAAUGGGGAGACGGACUUCAGCAAUUCCUUGAAAUGAAGCACCAAGCCAAGCUGUCAAAUAUGUGCAUUAUAACAAAUUUCAAGUCCAAUGUAAGUUUAUUCAGAAGCUAUGAACGGAUUUUUGGGCUCACAGGAACUUUGGGAAACCGAAGCGAACUUGAUUUGCUGCAGAACCUGUACCCUGGCAUUAAAACAUGCAAAAUCCCACCAUUCAAACGAAGGAAACUUUACGAGAAAGACGGCAUUGUUAGUAUUGAUGAAGAUGGGUGGUUACAAACAAUCUGUAAGGUUGUUAAUAAGAAAGUAAAUUCCACAGCCUACCGAGAUUCAAGAGCAGUCUUGGUCAUCUGUGAAACUAUUAAACGAGCACAAACUGUCCAUGAUGCACUCUCAAAAACCAUUCUAACAGACAAAUUGAAACUGUACACAAAUAACAAUAUGGACAAUUCAAAGGUUACAGGUGAAAAGGUCACAGAAGGUUGUGUCAUUGUUGCAACCAAUCUGGCUGGUCGUGGGACUGACCUCAAAGUCUGUAACAACGUAAAUGUUUCAGGGGGUCUGUUUGUGGUGCAGACUUUCUUGCCCCUUAAUAUCCGUGUUGAGCAACAAGCCUUUGGUCGAACUGCACGAGAAGGAAACCCUGGUUCUGCCCAGCUCAUUAUGUGUUCUACUCACUUCUCUGAGUCAGUCAAACUCAUGAUGGCAUUACAGUCACCUCUCAGGUUACUUACCCUUCUGAGGCAUCUAACAGACACUAUAGCUGUGUCAGGAUCCUCUGAAAAGAAGUUUGAAUAUACCCUUAUAAUUUGUCAGAAAGACCCCAAUGAAAAGAACUGUGAGGCCAUGGUGAAAGAACUUAGAAAAUUGUUAAAUAUUGAAAAGCCAAGUGAUUUAACUAACAUGGAAAUGGAAAAACAGUCUAGAGAUUUAAUUGUGCAAACAAGACUGUCACAUAUUCUUGAAGAUGACAUACCAAAAAUCACCAAAAAGGAGGACCUCUUUUCUGACUAUCUUGACAUGUUGGACACCAUUUACGAACAGCCUCAGAGAGGCAACCAUGAAGAUAUUGUGUCUUCCCUUCAUGAGUGCUGGGGUAUGUGGCUUCUGAUGAAGUUCAAUGAGAAUGAAUCGACUGAAACAUUAAGAAAGCAGUUACAGAAAGACUUGCAAUGUGCAAAGAAAAAACUGGAUUGUAAACAGUCCCCUUCUUCUAUGAUCUACCAUUACGUAAGAACUGGCAACACACUCCGCAACAAAGGAUCCAUUGCAGACAGCAUUGAGAUGUACACAAGAGCCAUUGAAAACAAUCCUUGCUGGCCUGCUAUUGCUUUGUACAAUCGUGCAUUGUCCAUUCUGUCUAAGAAAAAUAGUGGCCAUAUUGCUCAAGCAUUGGCAGAUCUGAAAAAAGCUGAGGAGGCAGUAGACUCCUACAUGAGAAAGUUGACAUUGACUUUGAUCUUUGUGAAAAGCUCCAGCAAAGAUCCCAGUUUGUCUUCUGACAAGUCACUUACCAAGCAAUUUACAGCCAAGCAAAUGGUACAACAUCUAUUCAAAAACAAUAUCCAGCAAGCAAUAAAUGUGUUGCAGAUAGCUGAAAGUAAAGGUUAUGAUGUACAGAUAACAGAGUACCCAGUGGCAUUGCUGACGCUGGACCCUGUGCUUUUUAGAUCAAAUGAAUUUACUGAGGUUAUCCGAUUGGUUGUCGCCCUAUCCAAGGUGUCCCAUGCCUUGUUGUCAGAGUCUUCUAGGAUUGGCUCAAGUAUAGAAAAUAGACUGACUGAAGGAGUUACCGAGCUGGACCGAGAGAUAAUUCAUCUCCACUCAUUGGGACUAGACACCCUCUUCUCAGUACGAACUGUGUUUUCUUUUUUUAAACGUUUGAGUAAAAUAUUCAGUUAAAGGCUCAGCUAAACUGUUUGACAAACAUUUUCAGCACAUACCUUUUUGGCAACCAGUGGGGACGAAGUAUACUGACGUGCUGAAUUAGAAAGACAUUUAGACAUUUAUUUAAAUAUGUUUUUAAAAUCAUCUUUGUAACUACUGUGAUUAAAUCAAAUUGCCAGACAUUGGUGGCAGAAGUAACAGUACUCCUUGCUUAAGCCAAUACAUAUAAAUAAAUAAAUAAAUAAAUAAAUAAAUAAAUACAUACAUACAUACAUACAUACAUACAUACAUACAUACAUACAUACAUACAAGCUCCAAUUGUCACUCCUACAUUUGAUUGAUGGGAAUAUGAUGAUUUUACUGAUGAUCAUACCUGUAACAUGCUUCAAGGGUCUAUUCAUGACCCUAUUUUAUAUUCUUUCUAGUUUUAAUUUCUUUGUUGUUUCCAUUUGAUGGCAACAGAUUAGAAGAUUUUUAGACAAAUCCUGCUGUAUGGGGCCACUUUAACUUCAUAGCUCCAGAGUCACAGGUUUAAUCCAGCUCAGGUUAUAGUCUGUGUAGAGUUUCCACAUGUUCUCUAGUUUCCUCUCACUGCUAAACUGCCCCCAAGUGUGUGUGCAUGGUACCCCGCAAUGGACUGGUGUUCUGUCUGGUGUGAACUCUCCCACCUUCACCCAAGCGUCAUAACCCAGACCAGGAUAAAGCUGUUACUGAAGAUGAUUAAUGAAAUCUGUCCUUUUGUGACAUGAAGAAGGCUAUUUACUUGUCUGUGUCAAUGUGUAUGGAUUAUUGCAGUAUACAUUUUUUUGUUUUACUUCCAUUUGUCAUUGUGUUCUGGAGCGCAAAUUAAUAUAGAACACACCACCUUGUUUUCUUGGGUUUCAUUGGGCACUUUUACAUAACAUGUUAAAACCCAUUCAUAAUCUCUCAUUUUUAUGAUUGUAACUUUGGAUAUCUUGAUUUUUUAUUAAGUAGUGUGGAGAACUUUGUUACUAAGUAGUUAAUUACUUUGUGUUUUACCUCAGACUAGUACCUUUGCUCUUGCUUUAUGAAGUGACCAAUGAUAUGAUCAUAUGACUUAUUGAUCAUCUACAUGUCUUAUUGUUAUAGUUUAUUACAAGUCGUUUUUGAUUCACCAUUUAGACCUGUUUGUCUAGUAUUAGUAACACUCCUGAGUACCGGCAUAAUAGUCCUUUGUGUCUCUCUUUGUGAAUCACUGGGUAUACGUUACUCUGGUACGACUGCAACAGUGACUUUUUAAGUUUUAAGUUGUAAUGAAUGGAAUUUGAUCAUUCUUUUGUACAUUUUGCGUUGUUCCUCACUGUAUCUGGAACUCUACCUAUUGUACUCACUGUCUAUUUAUAAUAAAUUGUCGUAGAA
This is a messenger RNA of Hemibagrus wyckioides, 4777 nucleotides long. RefSeq names its product protein translocase subunit SecA. Gene Ontology annotation, cellular component: membrane. The transcript is spliced from 3 exons. Lineage: Eukaryota; Metazoa; Chordata; Actinopteri; Siluriformes; Bagridae. The record is from RefSeq and is a predicted model, not a curated record. Gene Ontology annotation, molecular function: ATP binding; ABC-type protein transporter activity; protein binding. Bases 251 to 3412 code for a protein of 1053 amino acids. Gene Ontology annotation, biological process: protein targeting; protein import.